This is a messenger RNA of Triticum aestivum (bread wheat), 1306 nucleotides long. Its product is annotated as vacuolar protein sorting-associated protein 32 homolog 2. The transcript has 8 exons. Gene Ontology annotation, cellular component: multivesicular body; ESCRT III complex; cytoplasmic side of plasma membrane. Gene Ontology annotation, biological process: vesicle budding from membrane; late endosome to vacuole transport via multivesicular body sorting pathway. The record is from RefSeq and is a predicted model, not a curated record. The coding region runs from base 443 to 1096 and encodes 217 amino acids. Lineage: Eukaryota; Viridiplantae; Streptophyta; Magnoliopsida; Poales; Poaceae.
CAUGCCACAGAGGUCUUUUCUCUCCUUGCUGUAAACGAAAAACGGCCCUCAGAAAUUCGCAGCAUCCGAAUCGUGUCCGCCUCCACUCCACUAGAUCACCGACCACCGUGGUCCUGCCCGCCCACAGCACACACUGUACUGCGCCGCCUAGGCCGACACCAGAAGCCAUCUCCUGCUCCCCACGUCUCCACUCCGGCGAGAAAUGCGGCGCCCUUCGGUUCAAGAUGGGUUGACGCGGCAGCUCGGAUCGGUGGCAUCGACUCGGCAGUAAGACUGCCUGCAGGAACUCGAUUCGUCGGCGGGAGCCCGCGGAUUUCCAGUUUGUCGUUGCGCAGGCAGGUGGGGAAUUUUUUCUAACCUACCUUUGCGCUUUGAAGGGAAAAUAGAAGAGGGGGCCGUCAUCAUCUAAGAGCGAGGAUCAGGAGAAGGGCGUGACAAGAAGAUGCUGAAGAAACUGAUAUCGAAGACCAAGAGCAAGAAGAAGAAGGAAGCUGCCUCUUCUUCCCUCCCCACCUUGGAUCGACUACAUGAGACCCUAGAAAUGCUGGAGAAGAAAGAGCGUUUGCUUCAGAAAAAGUCUUCCGCGGAAAUAGAAAAGGCCAAGGACUAUACAAAGGCAAAGAAUAAGAAUGCUGCAAUUCAGUGUUUAAAGAAAAAGAAGUUGUAUGAAACACAGAUUGAGCAGCUAUCGAAUUUUCAGUUGCGGGUUCAUGAUCAGAUUAUAAUGCUUGAAAAUGCAAAGGCAACAACUGACACUGUUGAUGCUUUGCGCUCUGGGUCAUCUGCUGUCAAAGCUAUUCAACAGUCCCUGAGUAUUGAUGACAUUGAGAAUGCAAUUGAAGAGGCGAACGAACAUACGGAAAAUAUGAAACAGAUACAGGAUGCACUUGCUACACCAUUCGGUGCUUCGGCUGAAUUCGAUGAGGACGAGUUGGAGGCGGAACUGGAAGACCUCGAGGAGGAAGAACUGGACCUGGAGCUGCCUGAACCGCCGCGGGGGACACACGUGGCGCCAUCAACGUCGGCUGCGACUUCUCGACCGGCGGCUAGCGAUUUCGCUGAACUGACCAAGCUUCAAGCAGAGAUGGCGCUUUAGGGAUCUGCUAUAAAAAUACUGCGCGGCUAGCGAUUUCGCUGAACUGACCAAACUUCAAGUAAAGUUGGCGCUUUAGGGAUCUGCUGUAAAAAUACUGCGGUUUCGAGGGAAUGCUGUCAUUGAAACCUCAGAGGCUCACUGCCAUCCUUGCGGCGUGCAUGUAAAAUUCAGGCUAUGUUGAAGAGCAUCCACCCCUGUUAAUUUCCUGCA